Messenger RNA from Varanus komodoensis (Komodo dragon), 6138 nucleotides. RefSeq names its product parathyroid hormone 1 receptor (gene PTH1R). The record is from RefSeq and is a predicted model, not a curated record. Gene Ontology annotation, biological process: intracellular calcium ion homeostasis; adenylate cyclase-activating G protein-coupled receptor signaling pathway; cell surface receptor signaling pathway. Bases 296 to 1912 code for a protein of 538 amino acids. NCBI's taxonomy places the organism in Eukaryota, Metazoa, Chordata, Lepidosauria, Squamata, Varanidae. The transcript is spliced from 14 exons. Gene Ontology annotation, molecular function: parathyroid hormone receptor activity; G protein-coupled peptide receptor activity; peptide hormone binding. Gene Ontology annotation, cellular component: plasma membrane.
CGGGUCUGAGUCUCCGUCCGGAUCGGGGCGCUGCCGGCAGCCCUUGCAUGGGCUUUCCUUUGCUGGAGAUCGCGACCCCUUCCCCCGGGGGCUCCGCUUUUACACCGUUUUAGGGUUCCAGCCAUGCAGGCGCAAGGCAAGGAUUUGGGCUCGCUCGCCUGCUGCCUUUAGGGUUAACCCGCCUCGCCCCCCUCCCAGUGGGAGCGGACAGUCCAAGCAGCGAGAGGAUUGCCUGCCGGAGUUGUUCACCUGUCCACGGAGGGGCCUUGGAUGCUGCAAAGCGCUCCUCUUGGCUAUGGGAUCCUACCUGAUUUAUCACAGUCUGGGGCUGCUCGUUUGCUGCUCCGUCCUAAGUUCAGUCUACGCACUGGUGGAUGCUGAUGAUGUGUUGACAAAAGAGGAGCAGAUUUUCCUGCUGCUAAAAGCCAAGGCCAGAUGUGAGCGGCACUUGAAAGCCAGAGGACCCAAGGGACAAGAUGGAUUCUGCGUCUCUGAGUGGGACAACCUCAUCUGUUGGCCGGAAAGUGCCCCAGGAGAGCUGGUGUCCAUGCCAUGCCCAGAUUACAUCUUCGACUUCAACCAUGACGGCCAUGCCUACCGUCAGUGUGACCUGAACGGGACGUGGGUGCUGGUACCCAGCAAGAAUCGUACCUGGGCCAGCUACAGCGAGUGCGCCAAGUUCCUCAACAUCGACACCAGGGAAAAGGAAAUCUUCCAUCGACUCUUUUUGAUUUACACUGUUGGUUAUUCCAUCUCGUUGGGGUCCCUGACGAUCGCCGUUCUUAUCUUAGGCUAUUUCAGGCGUCUGCACUGCACCCGGAAUUACAUCCACAUGCACCUGUUCGUUUCCUUCAUGCUUCGAGCCAUCAGCAUCUUCGUGAAGGAUGCGGUCCUCUACUCCGGCUCCGCACUGGAGGAGAUGGAACGGAUCUCCGAGGAGGACUUCAAGUCCAUCGCUGACGAACCGCUGGUGGACAAGUCCUCGCUGGUGGGCUGCAAGAUGGCCGUGACCCUGUUCCUUUACUUCUUGGCCACCAACUACUACUGGAUUCUGGUGGAAGGCCUGUACCUGCACAGCCUGAUCUUCAUGGCGUUCUUCUCCGAGAAGAAGUACCUCUGGGGGUUCAUGCUGUUCGGCUGGGGACUUCCUGUCGUGUUUGUCACAGUUUGGGCCACUCUAAGGGCAACCUUAGCAGACAGCGGGUGCUGGGAUCUGAGUGCCGGCUAUUUCAAGUGGAUCGUCCAGGUGCCCAUCCUUGCAGCCAUGCUGGCAAACUUCAUUCUCUUCCUCAAAAUCAUCAGAGUCCUAGCAACCAAACUCCGAGAGACAAACGCAGGGAGAUGCGACACGAGGCAACAGUACAGGAAGCUGCUGAAAUCGACUCUGGUCCUUAUGCCUCUCUUUGGAGUUCAUUAUGUAGUUUUUAUGGCUAUGCCAUACACGGAAAUAUCAGGGAUCCUUUGGCAAAUUCAGAUGCACUAUGAAAUGCUCUUCAACUCUUUCCAGGGAUUUUUUGUCGCCAUUAUCUAUUGUUUCUGCAACGGGGAGGUCCAAGCAGAAAUAAAGAAGUCCUGGAGCAGGUGGACGCUAGCGCUGGACUUUAAAAGGAAGGCUCGCAGCGGGAGCACCACCUACAGCUACGGGCCGAUGGUGUCCCACACCAGCGUCACCAACGUCACCAGCAGAGGGGGAAUCGCCCUCCAUCUCAACACAAAGCUCAUUCCAGGUGCCCUCAAUGGACAUCGGAGCUUGCCCGGCUACGUCAAGAACGGCUCCAUUUCAGAGAAUUCCAUGCCUUCUUCUGGGCCAGAACAAUACAACAAAGACGAGGAGCACCUCAACGGAUCGGGACUCUACAGCGGAGACAGGCCGAUGGGGCUGGUGGAAGAAGAGAAGGAGACCGUGAUGUGAAUGGAAAAGCAGCUGGGCAGUUAUCCAAGUGUGCCCCAAGACUGAAGGGAAGGGUAGAGUGCUGUUUGUGGAGGCCUAGAUGAAGGCGUCAAAGCAAGGAUAAGCUGAAGAUGGACCACCAGAGGUGCCAGAUUUCAGCUUUCAGAAGCCCCUGCGAGCCUGGCCCUUGGUCAGGAAUCUGGGGAGAUGAAGCCCAGCGUAUUCGGAGACCUAUCCUCUGCACUCCCUUCUGAUCGAGCUGCCUCAGCUGUUUCCACUGCUGCGGACCAACUCCUCCACUGAGAUGGUGCUCUUGCUGCUGCUGGCCACUGCAUCCCGGAGAGGCCCUGCUGGAAUCUUUUGAGCACGGGAAGCGGCCAACGCCAACGCGGAAGAGAGGCAUUAGGGUGUCACGCCAGCGUGGUAGCCUAAGCCUCCACCCAGGUCGCCCGACAUUUGCACUGGCCCCUUCCGCCUCCCCCAAAACCAUCAGCUUGCACUUCCUUACCUCUCCUGUUUCAGCAGCGUUGAGGGCUGGCCCACCAGGCCCCUGUAGAAGAUGCCCGUGGUCCACCAGUGUAAGGUGAAGACCCUCUGAGGCAGGUCCACGUCCUCCCAUGCGGCUGAAGAUGGGGGGACGCCCGGUGCCAGGAAGGUCAUCACUCUCCCCAGCCACACCAGGGAACUUGCUGCUUCCACAACUGUGUCGAAGCACCCACACAACCCCGCCUGGUCGUGUUGACACCGUCCAUGAAAACAGCGGGGUGGGUUGACCCUCACGCUCUUCCUUAAAUUCCAGGCAUGAGGACGCAGAGAUCUGUGUCUGACUUGCUCUCGCUGCCCAGCGGUAACCAGCGUGCCUAGGAAUCUGCCCCACUCCUUCUAAUUUGCUUUACUCCUGGGACAUCUGUGUAGGAUCGCAGCUGUUCUUUGGAGGCCUGAAGGCUUGUGUUCAAAAUCCCCCUGCUCUUAUGCCAAGGGGCAUCGCUUCCCCCUCAAAAGAAUCCAGUGUGUUGUAAAAUCUGCGUUGGAGAUCCCUCGACAGCAGGAUGAAACCCGUUCCGGCCCUUCGGGGAGCUGAAUGCCUCAGGGACAAGCCUUUUCCGCCUUCCCCUUUUGCAGGCGAGCUCAACUCCAGGGGUGGAGGAGCUCUUUGCUGAGCGAGGACUUUGGUGUGGCGCCAGCAACGACGACAACUGCUCUCGACAGAGCUGCUCGGGGAUCGCUUCUCGUCAGCCCGUGCUCCCUUUGCUUUGCCCCCCUCAAAGGAUGUGUUGCGGGAGCCUCCCGGCAUCCCAAACGCUCCCAGAGUGCCUUGCGGGAGGAUAUGACAGUUCGUGUUCAUUUGAAACACUUUGCAUAGGCUGAAUGCUUAUGCCGCCUUUGAUGGCUCGGAGUGGCCCUAAGGAUGGAAGUUUGGAAUAACCGGUUCUGGCCCACGAGGCGAUUCGCAAGCCAUUUCCGAACGAAACCGGAGGCACUCGGGGCUACGGAGGGGCAUAUACUCUGCCAUUUUUUUAAAAAUCAACACCAAGAAAAGCUUGGAUUUUGCGACUGAUAUAAAUUAUUCUGAUUUGCACAGUUGAUCUUUUGCAUAAUUUAUUCCACAGUUUUACUAUUAGAAUAAUUUCUGCUGCUUCAGCUAAUCACCGGGCACUGAAGGCCGGCCUGCCCUCUCCCCUGACCGCUUGCGACCUUAUUCAGUCUUCGGAGAAUUCACCACGUCUUGCCCACACAUCCUCAGGCAUUACGCCAAAGACAUGUGGACUAGGAACUUGUUCUUUUCAGAUACAGAGGGGAAAAAAGAAAGUUGAAUUCCGCAGCUGGUAGCAUAUCCCUGCUUUCUGUUAAAUGUGUUAAAACGAGUCCUGUACUUCUAAAGGAGGUAACUGGUAUUUUACUGAGGCAGCUGAAGGAAAAGGUUAGAGGGGACUCGGAGGGGCAUUGGGUGGUCAGCCUUCCUUGAGAAUUCCCCAGUUCCAUUUUAUGAAGUGUUAUGUCUCCUCUCACACAAUCGCCCGCGUGGAAGGCUUGUGUAAAGUCGGGGCAGCUCGCACCAAAGCCAUGAUGCGAAGUGAGCCAGUCUUUUGAAGUCUAGCUUAACUCCCAUACCUCCCGGUUUUCCCCUCCAUGCUUCUCUGGGGGGGGGCACAGGGGCCCGGAGCGCCCCCACUGGAAGUUCCCGCUUCCCGCAGAUCGUGGCAGUUGGCCUGGAAAUCCACAGGCAACGCGAGCAGAGGCUUCCAGAAGGCCGAGUCUGCAUCCCAGCCAUUCUUGGCUUCAGCGGAGGACCAGCUGGCCGUGUUUGAUGGUACAGCCCUACCCUGACCACGUGCUACCUCGGAGUGUCAGUUCUGACAUGCCCCUUCUCCCCACCCCAUUCAUGGAAAUACGCCUGCAACUCUUUCUUGUGCUGAAAAUCAGGAGGCUAGAAGGCGGCAGAGCUGGGCCUCCUCGUGAGCCAGGUGCUAAGCAGCAUCCAGAAUAAUUCUCUGGAGAGCACCUGUCCGCAGACACCUGCAGAGACCCAUGUGGGGAGGGGGGGUUUCCCCAGUUGGGGCAGCCUCCGUUUAAGUGCAAACAACAACAUUUGUGCUGUGUACACCACAAGUUCGAAUCAAGGCCAGCCUGCUUUGCUCUCAGCACUCCCAGCUAGAGAAAAUCAGGAUCCACCUGAAGGGGCACGUGUGUUUGAACCCUCCUGGGACCUCGGAUGGAAAACUAUGAAUGGGGGGGGGAUCUGUACCCUUAAUUUAGUUUCCAUGUUCAUUAACAUAAACAUCAACAUUAAAAAAAAACAAUGAGUUGUUUCCUUACGUUAAUUAUUGCUGCCCCCCCCCCCCCAACAUCUUCUGCAUGCAAGGAACCCGAGGCAGCUGCCUGGGCAUCCUCUCCAGUUUAUCUUCACAACAACCCUGUGAGGUAGGCACGACUGAGUCGGUGGCUUGCCCAGAGUCGCUCAAGAGAGCCUCCCUGGAACCCAGGUCCACAGUUCUGCACUCUCAGCGCUUCAGCCCUUUGCCAGAUGGGCGGCACCGUCAAGUGCACCCUCCUAGAAAUUAAAAAAUGGCCACUUCCGUAUAAACCGAUUUGCAGGUUUUUGGUCUCCAAGCGUAACAAUUACACUGAAUGGCCUGUAGCUGAAUCCCAAACCCUGUGGCACUGGUCUGAGCCCCGGUGCCCGUGUCUUUUUCGAGCACGUAGCCCCUGACCUUUGAGUUGUCAUCGGCUCCCACUGCAUCCACCCAGAUCCUUUCAGAUAAGCUAAUAAUGCUCCUCAGAAAGUCAUGGCUGGGAUCUAGUCAAUAUAGUACAGUGCUAGCUGCUAAAAGCACUUCAUUUUCCACAGCACCCAAAGCCAUGCAUAUAAUCUGCAUGCAAUUGAGAAAAAAUGAAUUGAAAAGGAACAUCUCAAAACUCUGGAAGUGGAGAGAAUGAGCUGGGGGAUGCGGGCAAAAGAGCUGUCUGAAUGGCCCCUGCCAGCAUUAAAUCGGGAAGGCAUUGCACUGUCUACAUGAUGUGCUAACUUGAGCAUUCCAGGGAGGGAGGGAGGUGUGGCCAAGGUCUGUGGUUUCCCAUGGGCUGUGAGGACGCUGAUGCGGCUUCGAGGCAGGUGCUCCGCAUCUCGGGGCUCAGAAGCACCAACUCUGGCCCUGCUGGAGUCCCAGCUCGCCCUCCAGGCUUCCCAGUGGAGCCCUGUUACCCUUCCUGGGCCCCACAGCUUUUCCCCAAGCUGCUGAUGGUGGGGUGGCUUCCCGGCGCUUCCCCUCCCCAAUAUCUUCUCUAAGACCGAGCUCUUGGCCAUAAGAGCUUUAAGCGACAAGCCACCUUGGCCACGCCCCUUUGGCUGGCCUGCCCCGCCCACUGCUGCACCCUGGCCCCCGAGAACGGCUCCGAAAUUGAACAUGGCCCUUGGGAAAAGGCUCCGCAAACUUGCUUUAGGGACUGGCUUGUCCGCUUUCCCUUUUUCUCACAAGAUUGAGUUGCAGGCGCAACCGCUCUCCGCUCAAGUUGCCAGAUGCCAUCCAUCCCUUUGGCACAAAGGAAUCUUUCAGUCAACGUUGGAUUUAGGAAUGCAAAGCCAAAGAGAGAAAGGAAUCAUUUCACAAUUACUUGUGGUUGCGUAUAUGUUUUCACAACAGAUGAUUCACAAUGAAUAACAUAUGUCUGGAAAAUGAUUGAGCAAAAUGCACAAGAAUUGUUUACAAACAAAAGACAUCCAUCCGUAAUAAAGACAAGAAAGAGCA